CGUUUUGUUAUUUAGUUCAAUUCAAUCAUUCGUUCGUUUCUUGACUACGGUAGUUUUAGCUAAAGAAAAGGCAAUAAAAUAUUUUAGGAAGGAAAGAUAUUAUUUUCUAGUUUUCUUUGCAUUCAAAAACCAUAAAUCUAAUUCAGAAGCAUCCGCUAUGUCUCACACAAUUUUGCUGGUACAGCCUGGUCCAAGGCCUGAAACAAGGACAUAUUCGGAUUACGAGAGCGUAAAUGAUUGCAUGGAGGGCGUCUGCAAGAUUUAUGAAGAACAUUUAAAAAGGAGAAACCCUAAUACUCCUACUAUAACCUAUGAUAUUUCACAACUGUUUGAUUUUGUUGAUCAGUUGGCUGACCUUAGUUGUUUAGUAUACCAAAAAUCAACAAACACAUAUGCGCCAUACAAUAAAGACUGGAUUAAGGAGAAAAUAUAUGUGUUACUACGCCAAGCGGCUGGGCAGAGCGACUAGCUUAUAAGCUGUAUGUAGUAUUAAGUAAACAUGGUCCAACAUAACUGAAAUAUGUGUACAAUAAGAGAUAUAACAUUUAAAACCACAGAGAACACACUUAACAGGCAUUCUUCUCUUCCCUCCUGGCUCUAGUCCCAGUUGCAUCCUCACCACUCUGGAGAGGAGCCUGGGGUAUGCCUUUCAACGUAGAUCCUAGGUUGGGCGAGUCAGGUUUUUACAUGAAGCAACUCUUGUCUGAGGUCCGCAACCUUUGCAGGAGAACCUAACCAGUAUUGGAUCUAUCAUGGCUACACAUCCAGUUGCCUGAAUGUGCAGGUUUCCUCUCAAUGUUUUCCCUCACGGUAAGAGCAGCAUCAUGUUUAUGAAUGACCCCAAAGGAACUAUUUGUCAAGGCUAUCUGAGAUCAGUUGAGUUUUACAAACUUUUUUAAUUCAGAUGUCAUAUCAACCUGCCUUAAUGGUAAACAAGUGUCAGGUUUUCUAUGUACCUAUGUGGUAUCAGGGCCCUUUGUUAGGAUCUAAGAGGGGGAAAGAGACGAUAAUUAGACACUACCUUAUGCUUAUGACAAGGUACUGCUGACUUCAAAAAGUACUGGUAUGCUAAGUAAAGUCCGAGUACUGAAAUUGGACAUUGUCGAAGGAUCAUGUCUUAUUACGAGGCACUAAGUACUGGUAUUAACCUUAAACAGUACUGGUACACAAACCUUAUUAAGGACUGGUACGAUAACCUUAUAAAAUACCGGUACUAAUUGAGGUACCCAAACCAUAUAUAUAUGUAUAUGUAACUAUGGAGCUGAAACUUGGGUUGAAAGCUCAUAGGAAGUAAAUUUUUUUUACAGUCAAUAUAAAAUAUUUGCUUUUAUAUGAAUCAGUUAUGUUGGAGCAUGUUCAUGUGUAUGCAAUUUGAAACGUUAAAAUUUUUGUAUAUUGCAAUUUUUUUUUGCUCGGCUGAGGUUUGUAUUCUACAUUAUCAGGAUGCAUACAUUAUAAGGAAUUUCCCAUUGGCCUUCUAUUGUCUGCCCAAUGCUACUUCAGCGAGCUUAUUUAUAGAAUUCUAAUGGAGGUUAAUUUGCCGUGCCAACGGCAUUUUAUCUUAUUUCCCUUUUACUAAUUGUUAUGGCUAACUUCCGAUCUUUUACUGUUUGGGCUAAACUCCGAGCAAGAGAGCAAAGAAAGAUAAUGCUAUGACUUGUUUACUUGUUCCUCCUGGCGUUAGUUUCGGUUACAUCCUCACCACUCUGGAGAGGAGCCCGGAUUUCGCCUUUGAGUGAAUCAGGUUUUUACACGAAGCGACUCCCGUUUGACCCUCGCAAACUUUGCAGGGGAACAUUGGUUAGCACGCGAAGCUAAUGUGGCAUUGGUACAUGGCCAGGGUAGGAUUUGAACCUGUGACCCACACGCAUUUCUCUAUAUCUAUGACUUGUUUACUUUAGUAAUUAACUUUGCUGUGGGCUUAUGUUGCUAUUCACGCUUAAUCUUUAAAAAAGGUAACAUCAGUCUUUUCAGUUUCGAUAGCGAGUCGUCAUGAGACAUACAUAAUAUGUCAUCAACCUUCGUGAAUAGCCAACUAUUGGCUUAUUAUCUGUGAUCUUCGUUCCAUGCUCACCUCAAAUACUGCCUCUUCUUACCAUAAUAGAGGGAUAAGUAAAUAGUUUGUUGGCUUAAUGUUUUAUAACAUUAAAAAGUCCCCUUUUACUGCUUUCAAGGCUUCUAUGGCGCAGCGGUAGCGCGUUAGGGCAAGAUGUGUGUGACAAACUCUUAAAAGUAGUAUCGUUGAGUUAGUAUCUCGUAACACAAGUCUCGAACUUACUUCGUUGCUAACUCAAUCUGUGUAAUUUAUCCCGUAUAUAUAUUUAUUUACUGUUGAAAAAUGCAUACACAUUGAUUUUAUUAAAUAUAUGUAUUCAUACGUAUUUUCUAUCUAAGCGCUACUGGAUGUGUCACAUUUUUGUUUAUUUUUUUUUAAUCAUAACCCUUUUGACAUUCAAAAGAUAAUGAUUAUUGUAAUAUUUUGCUUUAAGAUGUAGUUUAAAGUGUUGAAGUGGCAGAUAACAUUUUCGUAGCCUUAAUAUUGUAACUUACAGUAUAAAUUUAAAAUUAUAAAUGAUUCUAUUCGUUUAGAUAAGUAAGACUUUUUCAUUUCUGUGACAUAAACAUAGGAUUAGAAUAUUUUCUCAUGAAAAUUUGUGUUUUAUAAAAAAAUAAAAGUAUCAACAAGGCAUCGGUUUGUUAUGUUGAUUGGAUUAAGUCAAAUUGAUUUUGUUUAUAAACACUAAUGUAAGUCAAGAUAUUUUUAAGUCACUGCGUUAUGUAAUAAAACUUUUGUGAUUA
Molecule: messenger RNA, 2799 nt
Organism: Amyelois transitella
Lineage: Eukaryota; Metazoa; Arthropoda; Insecta; Lepidoptera; Pyralidae
Gene: e(r)
Product: enhancer of rudimentary homolog
Exons: 3
Coding region: 158-469 (103 amino acids)
Source: RefSeq, a predicted model, not a curated record